CGCCAGUCAAAGCGGAAGUUGCUAUCCUGCUAAAUAUGGUAGCUGAACUUGUGCUCGUACUAGCCUUUAAGCAAGGUAUCCUCCUCUGAAUCCCCGAAAUACAUUAGCCACAGGACAACUUUGUUUGGACGUCGUAAAGGACCAUUAGCCUUAACUGAAUAGAUAUAGCUAGCUACAUACCUACCUCAUUUUCCACGCGGAAAAAAAUACGUUAGCUGGGAUUUUCUACAAGGAAUCUGCAGGACAACAUGAGUGGAGAGAAGGAAGCAUUGCUGGAAGAAAUCGAACAGAGUUUACACCCUCUAACAGAGGAUAAUUUACGACACCUGUGUGAACGCUGUGGAAUAGAUGGCUCCCAAGUUAAAGGAAAGAACCAUCGCUUGUUGCGCCGUAAAAUCAUGGAGGAAAUGUGGGAAAAUGCAGAUUCAGUCAAAUCGGAGGAGCAGGGAAUGUCUUGGUUACUCCAACUGAAAGAUGACAUCAGAAAGAUGAAUGAAGAAUCUAGUGUGGCACCCAUGAGUUCCAGCCAGUCUGAUGAUGACGACGACGAUGCUACAACCUGCGGUGAGGAAUUGGACAAGGAUUGGUUUCCUAGCAACGGGCUGGAGGCGGAGUCAUCUCCAGAGAGGCAUACCCCAGAGAGUUCCAGCCAGUCUGAUGAUGAUGACGACGACGACGACGAUGCUACAACCUGCGGUGAGGAAUUGGACAAGGAUUGGUUUCCUAGCAACGGGCUGGAGGCGGAGUCAUCUCCAGAGAGGCAUACCCCAGAGAGUUCCAGCCAGUCUGAUGAUGACGAAACGGGGGACAACCCUAAUGGUCGCUCGCUCAGUGGGAGGGUCUUAUCAUCUGGGAAGGCUCCAGGGUUGAAAGUGAUCCAGCGACCUUAUAGCUGUGAUGUAUGUGAGAAGAGUUUCACUCAAUCAGGAAACCUACGAAGACACCAAACGGUACACACAGGAGAGAAACCUUACAGUUGUGAUCAUUGUGGGAAGAGUUUUGCUCAACCAGGAGCCCUGACUAUUCACAAGCAUGUACACACAGGAGGGAAACCUUACAGCUGUGAUCCGUGUGGGAAAAGCUUUUCUCAUCCAGGAGCCCUGACUAUUCACAAGCGUGUACACACAGGAGAGAAAUCUUACAGCUGUGAUCAAUGUGAGAGGAGCUGCAGAGAUGCCACAGCCCUGAAUGAACACAUGCAUACUCACACAGGAGAGAAACCUUUUCACUGCCAUGUCUGUGGAAUUAGUUUUUCUCGACAAAGCAACCUGAAUGUACACAUGCAUACACACACAGGAGAGAAACCCUUCAGCUGUGACCAGUGUGGGAAGAGAUUCACUCAGUCAGGACUGCUGACUGAACACAAGAGAAAACACACUGGAGAGAAACCUUAUAGCUGUAAUCUAUGUGGGAAGAGAUUCGCUCAGUCAGGAAACCUGACGAGUCAUCAGAAAACCCACACAGGCGGAGAGAAAAAUUAGGCGGGUGGAGAGGGAACCCACACAGGAAAGAUACAGGAAGAAUCUACUGUGGCACCCAUGAGGCCCAGCCAGUCUGAUGAUGAUGAUGAUGAUGAUGAUGAUGAUGCUACAGACUGCGAUGAAGAAUGGGACAUGGAAAACAAGGAUCGGUGUCUUAGCAACGGGCUGGAGACGGAGUCAUCUCCAGAGAACCACACCCCAGAGCAGAGGCAGAGGGGUGACAUGUCUCUCCCACCCGCCUCCCCUCUCUCCGAGUCCCCAGGUCCUGCCUCUCCCGCUGGCACAUUACUACUGGGUUUGAAGAGGGUGUUUCUGCGGCUGGUUGACUGCAGGAAAACACUGGGACUGAGUGGAACUACGACAGGAGGAGAAGAGAAGGGAUAUGGAGAUUCAGAUUCGAUGUCAUCAAGUAGGAACAAUGGGGACAACCCUAACGGUCGCUCGCUCAGUGGGAGAGCCUUAUCAUCUGGAAAGGCUCCAGGGUUGAAAGUGAUCCAGUGACCUUAUAGCUGUGAUGUAUGUGAGAAGAGUUUCCCUCAUUUAGGAGAUCUAAAGAGACACCAGAGAAUACACACAGGAGAGAAAUCUUAUAGCUGUGAUCAAUGUGGGAAGAGUUUUGCUCGAACUGAUUACCUAGCUGAACACAAGUUAACACACACUGGAGAGAAGCCUCAUAGUUGUGAUCAAUGUGGAAAGGGCUUCACUCGGCCUAACUGCUUGGCUGCACACAAGCUAACGCACACAGGAGAGAAUCCCUACCUCUGCUCAGACUGUGGGAAGAGCUUCUAUACACCAGCAAAGUUGAAAGAGCACGAGCGAUCACACACAGGAGAGAACCCUUACAGCUGUGAUCAGUGUGGGGAGAGCUUUUCUCAUUCAGGAGCCCUGACUAUUCACAAGCGUGUACACACUGGAGAGAAACCUUACAGCUGUGAUCAAUGUGGGAAGAGCUGCAAAGAUGCCACGGCCCUGAAUGAACACAUGCGUACACACACAGGAGAGAAACCUUUUCCCUGCCAUGUCUGUGGAAUGAGUUUUUCUCGAUGAAACACCCAGAAAGUACACAUGCGCAGACACACCGGUGAGAAGCCUUACAGCUGUGACCAGUGUGGGAAGAGAUUCGCUCAUCCAGGUGAUUUGAAAAUACACAGAGUACACACCGGAGAGAAACCGUACAGCUGUGACCAGUGUGGGAAGAGAUUCACUCAGUCAACAAACCUGACUAAGCACAGACGUGUUCACUCCGGAGAGAAACCCUAAAGCUGUGCUCUAUAUUGUAUGAACUUCACUCAGUCAAUAAACCUGACUCAACCUGACAAAGCACAGAUACGAUUUCUCCGUUCACACCGGAGAGAAACCAUACACCUGUGAUGUAUGUGCGAUGAACUUUCGCUUAUUUGUAUCUUAUUUCAUGGGCUCAUAUUGUCAAUUAAAUCAUGUAGAAUAUUUUAUAAUUGUUAUAAUAAAAGUUAGUUUUAAUUAUA
Messenger RNA from Oncorhynchus kisutch (coho salmon), 2965 nucleotides. Its product is annotated as zinc finger and SCAN domain-containing protein 2-like. Gene Ontology annotation, molecular function: DNA-binding transcription factor activity; RNA polymerase II cis-regulatory region sequence-specific DNA binding. NCBI's taxonomy places the organism in Eukaryota, Metazoa, Chordata, Actinopteri, Salmoniformes, Salmonidae. The transcript has 5 exons. Bases 249 to 1481 code for a protein of 410 amino acids. Gene Ontology annotation, biological process: regulation of transcription by RNA polymerase II. The record is from RefSeq and is a predicted model, not a curated record.